Molecule: messenger RNA, 3750 nt
Organism: Octodon degus (degu)
Lineage: Eukaryota; Metazoa; Chordata; Mammalia; Rodentia; Octodontidae
Gene: Lrrc53
Product: leucine rich repeat containing 53
Cellular component (GO): plasma membrane
Molecular function (GO): protein binding
Source: RefSeq, a predicted model, not a curated record
AUGCACCAGUUGGUGACGGCUUGUCCUCCAUCUUGCAUGGUGUGUACCGGAGAUGUGACCCUCUGUCAUCAGCUAACCUAUAUCCUCAGCAGCCCCCACGAUCACAGGGCUUUGAUCAUCGCCGAUGGACACUUCUCUGUAGAGAGCACCAACCUGUCUCUCUUGUUUAACCUGGCCUUGCUCUCCCUGAGCAGGAACGGCACCAAGGACCUGUGAGAGCACUCCCUAGAUGGGCUGCCUAAGCUGCAGACAUUGUUGCUGGGGCACAACCGCCUAUCCAGCUCUUCCCUGGCUGACCACACCUUCAGCAAGCUCCCCCACCCGCAGGUGCUGGUGCUCAGCAGCAACGCUCUGCGCACCUGGCGAGGAGCCUGGUUCCGUAACACCAGGGUCCUCACCCGGCUCCAUCUGGAUGGCAACCACAUCACUAAUCUCACCAACAGCUCCUUUGGAGGCACAGAUCUCCACAGUCUCAGGCACCUGGAUUUAUCUAACAAUUUCAUCUCCGACAUCGACAAAGAUGCUUUCUGGCCACUGCCUCAACUACAGGUAGUGGAACUUUCUCGAAAUCGGUUGGCCCACAUAGCGGAUGUUUUUACUCCACUGAAGCAGUUAAGUCUUCUGAGCUUAGAUAAGAACCAGUGGAGCUGCACUUGGGAUCUGCAGCCGUUGGUUCACUUUUUAAGAAACUACAUUAAGUCUUCUGCUCACACACUGAGAAACAGCAGAGGCAUAAGCUGCCAGCUGUCCCUUCCGUCUGUGGCCCCCCAGAGUGUGCUGAGAAUGGCUGAGACCAACUGUGAGUCCAGGGCUCCCAACCUCACUCUGGUUCUGAAAGACGGGAGUCCUCUCCUCCCAGGGCAGGAUGUGGCCCUGCUGACGGUGCUUGGCUUUGCAGGAGCUGUUGUCCUCACUUGUCUAGGUUUAGUUGCGUUUAACUGGAAACUCCGGCAAGACAAAGCAAAUGAAUGCACCUCAGAGCACCUUUGCUGCAGAACCUUCGAUGAAUCCCUGUGCACUCAUGAGGCAAGAAAUUACCCCACUAAAGGAUACUGUAACUGCCACUUAACUCAGGAAAACGAGAUAAAGGUCAUGUCCAUUGUGCAGCCCAGAAAGGAAAUGCCACUUUUACAGGAAAACAGCCAGCGAGCAACACUGGCCUCUGAGUCCACAGCCCUUGAUGGAUCAUUUCAAGACCUGAAAGGGAAAGAGAGUGCUUUCUUGUGCCUGGAUAGCAGAUUGCAGCAGGCGGGAUACACAGAGCCUCCUGGGAAAAGGGCAGCUUUUAAUGAUGCAGGUUUAGGUACAAGACAUUGUGCAGAAAGCAUUGAAAAGCUGAGGAGUCUCAAGUACAGAGGAGCCCAAUCUCAAAUACUGCCACAGCUUGUCACAAGAACAAUAGAUAUCAGCAGUGACACAUUUAGGGGAAGACAUGCAGCAUCCGCUUCAGCUUUGGCAACAGAAAAUCUUGAGAAGCAUUUAACAAAUGAACCAUGGCAGCCUCCAAUAGGAACCAAAGACAAUGGCUUACAACCUCACAGUAAGAGACAUUUUAUUACAAGCACAACAUCCAAGCCUUGUGGGUCGGAGGAGCAGUGUGUACAAAAGAUCUUAUACAAACAUAGAUCAAAAUAUGACGAUCCUUAUAGACUGUUAAAAUGGAGCAAGCCUGGGUAUGUUCAGUCAUACAAUGCCCUUUCCUGUAAAUAUGUGCUCUGUGAUCAAUUCCAAGAUUAUAUGAAAGAAAAAAAGCUAAAUUGUACCAAAUCCUCCAAGGGUGAGGAAGAACAAAUCCAAAUUAAUAGUGCAAUAGAAAAAUUCCUUAAGAAUGAAAAUAUCAUAGACUUUUCCAAGUCAUCAAUGAAAGUCAAAGGAAUUUAUUCUCCAAAGAAAGUUAAUUUCUAUGUUCCUGAUGUAGUAGGAAAAAGGAGGUUGGUUGUGUCACCCAGAACAUCGACUCACUGGCACCUGCAGCAAAGUCAUGGAAUGCAACCCCUCAACUGGGACCUCGAAAAGUGUAACAACCGUAGGGACAAAAACAAAGGAGGGAAAUGGUUUCCUGCAUCACAGACUCUGAAAAAGAAGAGAACCAAGAAAGCAGAUCUCAAAAGCAAAGUUAAAGGACAACAUUUAAGGUUAAAAUUAAAUUUACAUCCUUUUAGAAAAGUCAGAGUCCAUCCAGAAAAACCCUUACUAGAGCCCCCAAGGAAACGUAAACAAGUUUCAGUACCUCCUAAAGAAAUACUUAAAACUUCUGAGAAAAAAAGCGCAAUAAAUCUUGUGUCUUCUAUAGAUUUCCCUCAACAGCCAGAGAGUAACCACUGUAUUGAACUCACUUCACAAAGGCUGAGUUGCAAACAGGCCUCAAAGCAGACCUCGUGUUAUAAAAGAAACAGUAAAAGUGCCCCUGCCCUCAGGGCUAGGAUGCUGUUUGCAGGCAAACAGAGCUCUGUCAAGGAAGACUGGUACUACUCUGGGCUUUUCACUAAUGCAGAGGGACCCCUCUUGCCCCAACCUAGAGCUAGAGAUGCUAAGGACAGCCCCUCACACACUCAGUUCUCAGCAAAACCACAGAAAGGUACAACCCAGCUCCUACUGGAAGACCCUAGCUAUUUACCGGAUACUUUAAAAAAUGCAAGAAAUUCCAUUUUACCAUCUCAGCCUUCCAGGGGAACAGGUGGCCACAGGGCAACAGAGCCUACUGAGAACAUAGAGCUAAACAAAUCAAAGACCAAUCAACUAAACCAUUCUUCUCUGUUGCUAAGAGACCAAACACAAACCCUAGGUGUCUGCAAGACUGGCACCUACAACAAAGAACACCUUUUGGAUCAAGAUCAAGCUUUACAACCUGUAGAACACAACUCAGACCAUAGACAUGUUGGAAAUGGACAAACAUCAGUAACAAAGUCUGAAAUAUCACAUCCACUUUUGGAAAGUCCCAUCAUGGAACUUGAAGGAGAUGAUGUAGGAAUGAAUCUGCAUAGCCCAGCAACUUACGAUUCCUCACUCAUUUCCUGGACACAGUCCAAGGACACCUUAACACUUACAAUGACAGAGUCCAUUCCAUACCAAAAUGCAACUGAGCUCCCACAGGAAAGCAGUGCCUCUCAUCCCGGUGGUCAAGCCAUCAGGCGCCCACCCAACAGCAAAAAAGGAUUUGACAGAGCAAAUGUAUUGCCCAGAGAGGAUGACACUGCAGACCUAGAGAUAAACACGGUAGAAAAAGAAGAAGAAAUUAUACUUGAUGAAAGCAAGGCAGAGUCUAGUAUGGUAAUUAGGACCACAGAUCUGGCUUUAACUGAUACCAUGAAAGAAAGACAGCAAACUUGGGAACAUGGAAGAGGUGUGGAACCUGCAUUAUGUGGUUCAGGCUCUGCCAUGGAGGCUACUACAGUGAAGGAUUUGAGUACUGCAAGUUCCCAUGAAGCCAGAAAUGGGAUACUUCCUAGAGAAGUAGAUCCUGAGAUUGAGAGCAAUAGAUAUAAUCUGCAAGAAAUUCAAAAUAUUCAACUAGAUAAAGAUAGCAGUGCACACAGAGAUGGUACAGUGAUAAUGGAGACGCAUGACAUAAGAGAAAUUCAUUUUAAGGUGCAAAAUGAGUUAUCUCUAAUUCAUAACAAAAUAAAUGAAGCUGCAAACUCUUCUCCCAGACCUCAACUCUAUCCACCAUCUGCUGAAUAUGCUGCUGCGUCACCUUUAGAAGCAGAAUGGAGUGAACAAAAUGACUCAAAUAAUCAUUUUCUGCUUUAG